This is a messenger RNA of Linum tenue, 2988 nucleotides long. Lineage: Eukaryota; Viridiplantae; Streptophyta; Magnoliopsida; Malpighiales; Linaceae. The record is from the annotation of a GenBank genome assembly.
AUGGUGGAACUCGCCAAGCUGCUCGUCCACCGCCACUCCACCCUCGUCAUCUCCAUCCCCAUCAUCACCUCCCCCUCCACAGCCGCCGCCGUCACCCGCUACACCGACUCACUCGCCCAAACCCCGCGCGUCAACCUCCUCCGCCUCCACAACGACGACGACGACCAGUCAGUUCCAGGGGCUAUCUUCUCGGUGAUCCAAAAUCAAAAGCCUCAAGUCAGAGAAGCCGUCUCCGCCCAGCUCGCUGGCUCCGGGGCCCGGCUCGCGGGCUUCGUCCUCGACAUGCUCUGCACCUCCAUGGUGGACGUGGCAGAGGAAUUCAGCGUCCCCUCGUAUGUUUACUUCACCUCCGGCGCCGCUUUCCUCGGCCUCUGGCUCCACGUUCAGGAAUUGCACGACAAUGAGGGGUUUGAGUUUAGCGAGUUCAAGGAAACCGGGUUGGCUUCCCCGGGCUCGUCCAACUCUGUUCCAAUCAAGGUCAUCCCUUCGAGCUUUCUCAACAAGGAAUGGACGGCCACAGUGCACGGGAUGGCGAGAGGUAUGAGGAGAACCAAGGGUAUUUUGGUCAAUACGGUGAGGGAGUUGGAGUCGUAUGCGAUCGAUUCUCUCUCGGGUGGGAAGAACCCCAAGGUGUAUCCGGUCGGACCCAUUCUGAACCUGAAGGGCGAAGAGUCGUCGAAGGAUGUGGAGGCGAUCGAAUGGUUGGACCAGCAACCAGAGUCGUCGGUGGUGUUCCUCUGCUUCGGGAGCAUGGGAGCCUUCCGUGGGGAGCAGGUAAAAGAGAUCGCCUGCGCGCUGGAAGGAAGCGGGCAGAGAUUUUUAUGGUCCCUACGUCGACCUGGAGAAGGUCGGGUGUUGCCUAGCCCGACGGAGUAUGAGGAUGUCAGGGAGGUUUUGCCGGAAGGGUUUCUCGGCCGGACGGCGGAGAUAGGAAGGGUGAUGGGAUGGGCGCCACAGGCGGUUGUUCUGGCUCAUAAAUCCAUCGGAGGGUUCGUAUCGCACUGUGGGUGGAAUUCGACGUUGGAGAGCGUGUGGUUUGGCGUGCCGAUGGCCACGUGGCCGAUGUAUGCGGAGCAACAGUUCAACGCCUUCUUGUUGGUAAAGGAGCUGGAGAUAGCCACGGAGGUCAGGAUGGAUUAUCGGAGCGAGAGUGGGGAGAUCGUUUCAGCGGAGGAGCUCCAGAGAGGAAUCAGAAGCUUGAUGGAGGAUUGCUCGGGGAAGGAGAGAAUGAAGGAAUUCAGGGAUCGAGUCAGGGGUGCAUUGAUGGAUGGCGGAUCUUCUUCGUCUUCAAUUGCCGAAUUUGUUAGAGAUCAAGAAGAAGAGCUACAGCAUUUGGUGUUCAUCCCAUUCCCAUCCGCCGGCCACCUCGUCUCCAUGGUGGAACUCGCCAAGCUACUCGUCCACCGCCACUCCACCCUCGUCAUCUCCCUCGUCAUCAUCACCUCCCCCUCCACCGCCACCGCCGCCGUCACCCGCUACGCCGACUCACUCGCCGCCGCUGCCACCCCGCGCGUCAACCUCCUCCGCCUCACCGGCGAGGACGACCCUUCCCUUCCAGCCGCCAAUGCUCUCUCAGUGAUCGCAUCACAAAAGACACGUGUCAGAGAAGCCCUGCUGGAGUUCACCCCGGCGGCUCGACUCACUGGGUUCGUCCUCGACAUGUUCUGCACCUCGAUGCUGGACGUGGCGGAAGAGUUCGGCGUUCCCUCGUACCUUUUCUUCCCCUCCGGCGCCGCUUUUCUCGGCUUCAUGUUCCAUAUCCAGACGUUGCACGACGAGGAAGGAUUCGACGCCGCCGCGGCCGCGGAGUCCACCGAGGCUGAGUUGGUUUUCCCGGGUUUGGUCCGCCCGCUUCCGGGGAAGGUCUUGCCUUCAGGUCUUCUGCACGAGGAAUUGGCGGCUGCAUCGUAUAGAAUGGCAAGAGAUUUCAGGAAAAGCAAGGGCAUUUUGGUCAAUACGGUGAAGGAGUUGGAGUCAUAUGCGGUCGACUCCCUCUCCCGGACCGAGAACCCGAAGGUGUAUCCGGUGGGACCCAUUUUGAACCUGAAGCCCGAAUCGUCAUCAGAGUCGAGCGGAUCAGAGGAGGAUGAGGUGGUGCGAUGGCUGGACCAGCAAUCAGAGUCAUCGGUGGCGUUCCUCUGCUUCGGGAGCAUGGGAGGGUUCUGUGCGGAGCAGGUGAAAGAGAUUGCUUGCGCUCUGGAGGGCAGUGGCCAUAGGUUUCUGUGGUCCCUGCGUCGACUCGAAGGAGGACCGGCGCUUACCCCGAAAACAACUGAUUACGGGGAUGUUAGGGAGGUUCUGCCAGAAGGGUUUGUUGAUCGAACGACGGAGGUCGGAAGGGUGAUAGGAUGGGCUCCACCAUCCACCAUCCACCAGGUGCGUCUGAUUCAGACUGAUAAUGGCUUGGAGUUUCAGUCUGCGGGGCUACUGAAGUAUUAUGAGGAUAAUGGUAUUUUACUUCAGACUUCGUGCAUUAACACGCCACAGCAAAAUAGGACGGCAGAGCGUAAACAUCGUCACCUUCUUGAAACAACUAGAGCCCUCCGUUUUCAUUCCGGACUGCCUGUGCAUUUCUGGGGCAAUUGUGUGUUAACAACCAUGUACCUCAGUAAUCGUCUACCUUCCAAGCUUCUGGGUAAUUGGACACCUUUUGAGGUCUUACUCGGUCGCAUCCCUCCAUAUCAACACCUGCGAAAUUUUGGUUGUCUAGUUUACAUGAAGGAUACCAGCCCAGGACUCGAUAAGUUUGUUGAAAGAGGAAGACCCGACAUUUUUGUGGGUUAUCCCGCAAGUCAGAAGGGCUAUACAGUCUAUGAAUUCCAAUCCCGGAAGGUGGUUACAUCUCGUGAUGUUCAUUUUUUCGCGGACAACUUCCCCUAUCGCAAACGUCAGCUUGCCAGCUCGACCCGACGCCUUCCCCGGCUAGUGCCGUCUCCGACAACCUUGCUCUUGCCCAUGACCCGAUUGAGCUCUUCACUCGGCCUCUGA